Molecule: messenger RNA, 186 nt
Organism: Cladophialophora psammophila CBS 110553
Lineage: Eukaryota; Fungi; Ascomycota; Eurotiomycetes; Chaetothyriales; Herpotrichiellaceae
Exons: 1
Source: RefSeq, a predicted model, not a curated record
AACAGAACGGUCACAGUCCAACAAGUGAUACCUAGCAAGUAUAUUCACAAAGCGAAGCUUGAAGACUACUUGUCCACGACGAAUGAUCCCGGCUCGGUCAAAGUGACCAGGGUCCUCGACAAAUAUCAGAUUCAAUACACGAGUUCUAAAGUUCGACAACUCAGUUGGGUGAGAUUGGUCGAAUCC